UUUUGUUUCCUAGUCUCAAUGGUUUGUUUUACGCUAUUUAUCUCCAACGUCACACAUUAGCUGCAGAACCAUUAAAAGUAGAGAGUUGAAAAACCCUACAGUUGACAAAAUUCCGUUUCGAUUUGUUUCCGAAAUCAGGAUUAUUUACUAGUUUUUAUGGGUGUGGAGGGGAAUUUAGCAGAGGUAGAUAUGAAAGAGGAUAGUGCUUGCCAAAGAUGGACCUUGUCUAGACAUGCUUUUUAUGAUUUAGCACAUGUUUCUCCUGUGGUGUUUAUGGUCAUGCUCAAAGAAUGUUAUUAUUAUGGCAAUUGUAAGGCGACAGUGAAGUUCCGAGCACUUCAAGAACAACUAUGUCUUGUGCUCCGUAAUGAUCCGAAACCUGGACCGGCAACUUUUGUUGUUCAGUGUCUGUAUGUGUCUCCUAUGUUUGACAAUCAAAGUCAAGGAUUUACUCAUUUGAUUAUAUCUGCUUUUCGCCGUUUCAUGAAAAAAUCAACAUCAAUCACUACAGAAGAAGACUUAUUGGAUGUCAAAAACGCAGCUGCGUAUCUACUUGUUGAUAUUAUUAGGGGCCAGAUCAAGCAUGAUGAAAUGAUAGUCAUGAAAAUACUGGAGACUUUUAAUGUGAAAUUGGCGAAUGUUGAGAAUGCACUGUGCCAAAAUAAAGAAAACGAUGAUUUAAGUUGUGGCAUGGCAAAGGAGUUGAUUGAGCAGUAUACUUUUGAAUUGGUGAAAUCUCAGUUGUACACUAUAGCUGUCACAUUAAUGGAGCAUUUCUCUAUUUCCAAUUACGGCCAAUCUUUUUUCCUUGAGAUGAUAAAGAGUAAUCAAUUUAAAGCAGCAGAGAAGUGGGCAACAUUUAUGGGGAAGCCUAUGUUGUCCAUACUUGUUGAGGAGUUCGUUAAGAGAAACAUGCUAAAAGAUGCUUACGCGCUUAUAAAGAAAAAUAAUCUAAAGGAGGAUUUUCCAGAGGUAUACAAGAGGUGUAAAGAAAGCUCACUAAAGAGCUUAGCAGAAAAGGGAUGUUGGGAUGUUGCUGAGGCUAGAAUAAACAAUGAUAGACAGCUUAUGGAAUAUUUGGUUUAUUUGGCAAUGGAAGCUGGUUACAUGGAAAAAGUUGAUGAACUGUGUGAACGGUACUCCCUAGACAGAUUUUUGAAUAUUAAAGAACUUGAAACCAGUAUCCCACAAGGACGCUAUUUACAGCUUGAGGAAUUGAUGAUUGAAGACAUUAUUUGGGUUGAUGAAGUUGAAAGUUUGCUUGAUGCUACAUGUCAGAUUGAGGAUGCUAAAGUCAUAGGUCUUGAUUGUGAGUGGAAGCCUAAUUAUGUAAAAGGCAGCAAGCCAAACAAGGUUUCUAUCAUGCAAAUUGCUUCUGAAAAGAAGGCCUUCAUACUUGAUUUGAUAAAGUUACAUGAAGAGGUGCCUGAAUGUUUAGACAACUGUCUAACCCGCAUUUUGCUGUCACCUGGAAUUCUAAAACUUGGGUAUAAUUUCCAAUGUGAUAUAAAACAACUUGCUCACUCAUAUGAAGAGCUGCAAUGUUUCAAGAACUAUAAAAGGUUGCUAGAUGUCCAGAAAAUUUUUAAAGAUCCCCAUGGCGGUUUGGCUGGGCUUGCACAGAAAGUACUGGGCGCUGGUUUAAACAAGACAAGACGAAACAGCGAUUGGGAGCAGCGACCUUUAACUCGAAAUCAACUGGAAUAUGCCGCCCUGGAUGCUGUUGUACUUGUUCACAUAUUCCGCCAACUUCCCGAUCAAGGAGAUGAGUGGAAGUCUUGCAUGGAGUCCCACACUGAAACCACCAAGAGCAAGACCAAGAAGUACAAGAAACGUACCAAAAAUUGAAGGAGAGCUUCUCUUUCCAUCCUAAUUUUCUUACGGUGGAAAACGAAUCGAAGCUCCCAUAUUAAAGAGGCCGGGGUUGAGACCAAGAAGUAUUGAUCGUCUAACUUGUAAAAAGUAUGAUAGAAACUUUCAAAUGCAAAAAAAAAAUAAAAAUUUUAUUGUCAUGAAAUGUAAAUAUUUUCUGUCCAUCAGAUUUCAUUGAAUAUUAUCUUUGAUUUUCUUUUUUCUUCAAAUGGCUGUUUUGUGUUCUUGGAUAUAAAAUGCCUGUUUAGAAUGUGACAAUUUAGACAUUCUAUAUUUAUAGCUGCUAUUAUGGUUAGUUAGAUUAAAUCCCAAAAUAAACAGUACUAUAUAAAAUGCAGCUGAGAUUUGAGAAUGAUGAGCUUGGCUAAAUUCAGACUUUACAUAUCCUCUCCCACUCUUUUUGUAGCAACGCAUACCUUUUUCCCUUAUCCACCUCUCCUUCCUUUUUUACCAAAAAUAAUGAGUAAAGUUGCAUAUAUAAUAUUAUUCCAAACGUUACAUGAUUCUUUAGUUUCAUCUCCAAAGUCCUCUCUUACCUUCUCUCUAGGAGGAGAAAAGAGAGGUAUAUAAUCCAACAUCAGAUUUUAUACACACAAAAAAGAGGUAUAUAAAAUCAAAUAGAUGGAAGCAAUCGGGCAUCGGCAACCUCGAUCAUUUUAUGGAGCUCCAAGUGUGUAUGAUCAGCACGGUAAGCGUGUGAAAACCUACACCUUCCGCGAGAAGGAAACACAAGUAGCAAGGAGCCGGGACAAGACCUCUCCUUGUUCUUAUAAUUAUGAACCUUCUCUUCCACAUAAUCAGCGUACAGAGAUCGCGAGCAAACCAGCUUCCCGGUCGUCGUGGUGGAAUGACAGGGAUUUGGAUAGAAAACGUAGGGUGGCCAAAUACAAGCUUUAUGCAGUUCCGGGUAAACUCAAGUCUUCUCUCCAAAAGGGGUUUCAUCAUUUGAAGAUGACAUGCAAGAAGAUUCUAGUUUAAUGUGUGGGACGUAACGUGUCUGUUUUAUCUUGCACAUAAUAUUAUAGAUUAGGGAUAUCAUGGAUCCUUAAUUCAUGCAUUUUUGUGAGAGUUUGAUUUUCAUUUUGACAUAUACAUGUUGCUUGUUUGUAAGCUUUGUAUAUUUUGGUCACAUGCAAAUCAGAUUAUACAAUGAUUUGGUAAGAUAAAAGAUUUUGUUCCUGUUUAGCCACUUCUUUUUGUACACGGUUAAUUUUUAGGAACGCAAUGAUUUUUGAUACAGCUCAUUAUAGCUUCGACGUGGUUUGCUCAAA
This is a messenger RNA of Vicia villosa (hairy vetch), 3143 nucleotides long. RefSeq lists its product as uncharacterized. Gene Ontology annotation, biological process: nucleobase-containing compound metabolic process. The coding region runs from base 157 to 1848 and encodes 563 amino acids. Lineage: Eukaryota; Viridiplantae; Streptophyta; Magnoliopsida; Fabales; Fabaceae. Gene Ontology annotation, molecular function: 3'-5' exonuclease activity; nucleic acid binding. The record is from RefSeq and is a predicted model, not a curated record. The transcript has 11 exons.